AGAUGAAGUCUAUGGCUCGAAGGUGGUCACGAUGACUCGAGCUGGUCUUUUGAUCUUCUGCUCUCUUCUUACCAGGACGCUAUGUGUCAUAGCACCGCAGAUACCAAUAGAUUUCAAGAGCGGUGACAAGAAAAUUAUCAGCGUUCCCUUCUGGCACGAAGCGUUUACGGAAAUAUACGAGGAAUUAAACGAAGAUGACGUAUCUACGACAACCAGCGAGCCAUUGCCGUUCUUUGAAGAUGAUGCGUCCACGAAUAAUGUGACGGCGCAGCUUGGUAGCAGAGUGCAUUUGCAUUGCAGAGUUCAUGAUUUGGGCGAGAAAACGAUCUCCUGGGUCCGACGUCGCGGGGAAGAUCUUCAUCUUCUUUCCUUCGGGCGUCAUACGUACUCGGCAGACUCGAGAUACUCCCUAGCAUUUGAACAUCCCAACGACUGGCGAUUGCUUAUUCAGUACGUCAGCGAAAGGGAUGAAGGAUUCUACGAAUGUCAAAUUUCAACGCACCCGCCGUUGGUUAGAAGAGUACACCUUAGUGUUGUCGUGCCAAAAGUGGAAAUUGUAGAUGAGCGAGGUCGACCUCUUCAAGACAAGUUCUACAAAGAAGGCUCAAUCAUUGAACUGCGGUGCGUCGUCAGCGAGGUCCCGCAACCAGCUAGGCAGGUCAAUUGGAAACACGGGACUAGAUUGCUGAAUUAUGAUACCAAGAGAGGUGGUGUUAGCGUAAAGACAGAAGCGACCUCCAACGGUGCUCUAUCGCGUCUCUACAUUGCAAACGCGAACAGAAACGACUCUGGGAACUAUACUUGCUCGUUGGCAGACGUCGCCACUUCGGCUGUCUCCGUGCAUGUCCUAAGAGGAGAAAACCCACUCGCAAUGCAACGGGGCGGCGCUGGAAUACCAACAUAUUCGUUGCUAGUAUUAUUAGUAAUUGUUAUAAGCUGACAUUUAGUUGGCGCGCAAUGAGCGCGCUAUUUGUAAAAAUAUGCUAUAUACCUGUUAUUUAAUCGCUAUAGUCUAACUUUCAUGGUGCGCUGAUAGAAUAUUUAAAGAGUUACUCAACGAUCUCUCGGC
Hyposmocoma kahamanoa is the source of this 1069-nucleotide messenger RNA. Its product is annotated as lachesin-like. The coding region runs from base 32 to 940 and encodes 302 amino acids. Gene Ontology annotation, cellular component: neuron projection membrane. Lineage: Eukaryota; Metazoa; Arthropoda; Insecta; Lepidoptera; Cosmopterigidae. The record is from RefSeq and is a predicted model, not a curated record. The transcript is spliced from 6 exons. Gene Ontology annotation, biological process: synapse organization.